AGUCCAAGAAAUGUCAAACAGAGUUUGACUUCGUAGAACUUCUUUAGCUGGAUGAAAAAUGCUAGAGGAUUUUGGUGACUAGGGGUUCUGGCUAUCAUUGGGUUUGUGCUUCUGUGACCUCAAUACGUGCAUUUGACUUCCAUCUGCUUCUGAUUCAGUGUACUGUUGGUUUGCUGGUAGUUGGUGACCACUAACCUGUGCAAGGGACUCGAAUCUUCAGGAGUUCCUAUUGCUUCGGGUACGGGUUUUGGGGUUUCUUCUUUGGCUGAGGGGGGGGUCUAAGGAGUUGACGAUGAUGAUGGUUUCUGGGCAGUCGAACAAUUAGGAUUGGCGUAGAAGAUGUGGGAACAGCAAGCGUGAUGCCGAGCUUCGAUUCUCAAUUACCUAUUUCCAAUGCGCUCGUUCUAUGGCGUAACAACUUGGGUGGCUUAAUUUGGAGAAUGCUUUUCAGUUGUACCGAGGGAAAUGCAAUCCAUUCUUUUCGCGUUUCUGAUUUCGGGGCGUUUGAGCAAUCGAUUGGAUUUCGCUUAGAGGAUGCUGUUGACCUGACUGGAAAUACUGUGCAUAGUUCUACAAAAGUAAGUGGGCAAGUAGUGGCUUCCAAUCCCCUUCAUAUUGGCACCUUCGAUAAGUCGCCGAGUUCAGUUGAUAUAAAUUCAUCUGCCUUCCGCGUGGAGCGCCAGAGGUUGCCUUUAGAAAAGGGUCAAGCAUCAAAUCUUAUUUCUAUAUCAAGUGGUCAUAUAGAGAACUGGGAAGAGUCUGCCAUGGCUGAUGCGAGCCCUAGGACUGAUAUAUCAACAGAUGUGGAUACAGAUGAUAAGAAUAACAGGUUUGAUAGAGUCAUUGCUAAUAUGGCAUCUGAUUCCAGUGACAGAUCAAAGGAUAAAACGGAUCAGAAGACUCUCCGCAGGCUUGCUCAAAAUCGGGAGGCUGCAAGAAAAAGCCGAUUGAGGAAAAAAGCAUAUGUCCAACAGCUGGAGAGUAGCCGUUUGAAGCUGACCCAACUAGAGCAGGAGCUUCAACGAGCAAGACAGCAGGGAAUCUUCAUAUCAAGCUCAGGAGACCAAGCCCAUUCAAUGAGUGGAAAUGGGGCCAUGGCAUUCGAUGUGGAAUAUGCACGAUGGCUGGAAGAGCAAAAUCGACAAAUUAAUGAACUGAGAUCAGCAGUCAAUUCUCAUGCAAGUGAUGCAGAGCUACGUAUCAUUGUUGAUAAUAUCUUGGCACACUAUGAUGAGAUUUUUAGGCUGAAGGGCAUUGCAGCCAAGGCUGAUGUUUUCCAUUUGUUGUCUGGCAUGUGGAAAACACCUGCAGAGAGGUGUUUCUUGUGGCUUGGUGGUUUCCGUUCAUCUGAGCUCCUAAAGCUUCUUGCAAAUCAUUUGGAGCCUCUGACAGAGCAACAACUGGUGGGCAUUAACAACUUGCAGCAGUCAUCCCAACAAGCGGAAGAUGCAUUAUCUCAAGGGAUGGAGGCAUUGCAACAAUCCCUGGCUGAGACAUUGUCAAGUGGAUCUCUUGGUUCCUCAGGUUCAUCUGGGAAUGUGGCAAACUACAUGGGUCAAAUGGCCAUGGCCAUGGGUAAACUAGGGACCCUUGAGGGGUUCAUUCGCCAGGCGGACAAUCUUCGGCAACAAACAUUGCAACAAAUGCACCGUAUAUUGACAACACGCCAGUCUGCUCGUGCUCUUCUUGCGAUACAUGACUAUUUUUCCCGGCUACGAGCUCUUAGUUCCCUCUGGCUUGCCCGCCCAAGAGAGUGAACGCCCUUCUCUUCUCCAAAGCUGACUGAUGACACUAUGGAUCCUGAAAUUGAAAAAGAAAUUUCUCGUGUUGUAGUCUUAGAAUUCCAGUGUAUUGUUGUUAUCAGUAUUGCUUUGUCCGUCAUGUUAAGUCAUUGUAUGAUCUAGAAACGAUAUUGUCAAUGAGCUACAUGUAUCUUGUUUGCUAUCAAUAAUAAUGCUAUUAUUUA
Juglans regia (Persian walnut) is the source of this 1966-nucleotide messenger RNA. Its product is annotated as transcription factor TGA2.1-like. Bases 360 to 1757 code for a protein of 465 amino acids. The record is from RefSeq and is a predicted model, not a curated record. The transcript has 13 exons. Gene Ontology annotation, biological process: DNA-templated transcription; regulation of DNA-templated transcription. Gene Ontology annotation, molecular function: sequence-specific DNA binding; DNA-binding transcription factor activity. NCBI's taxonomy places the organism in Eukaryota, Viridiplantae, Streptophyta, Magnoliopsida, Fagales, Juglandaceae.